AUGAAAAUGUUAACACAAUGACUAUUCUAUCAACACUGUCUCCAACUUUUUAUCUGAUCUUAUUUACCAUUCCUUUUCGCUUGUGAUAGUAUUUUAUUAAAAACAUGUUUUAAAAUCAUUUAUUUUUUAUUUCUUUCAUCGCUCUCCUCUCUCUCUAUAUCCCCACUUCAAAGCUCACCGAAACCAAGCACACGAAGCUGUGGUUUGGCUCUCAUCCCCUGUUGCCAUUACUUUAUCAUUAUGACAUGUCAACCCCAAUUCUCAACUCCACAAUGCUCCAUCCCAGUAGCCGAGUUGUUGGCGGAACCGAGAACAGCUGGUGCCGUGCGGUGCUGGAUGGCACUGGCAUUGCUGUCUUGGCCCUCCUUAUUUCCAAAAACCCCGACCUUUCACGCCUCCGUAGUGCGCUCCACAAGCUACAGAAUUCCCACCCCAUUCUUAGGUCUAGGCUCCAUUACAACCCUGCUUCCAACACUUUCUCCUUCGUUACGCCUCCUUCGCCUUUCAUUCAAAUCAACUCCUUUAACCAUUCCGCAACUUCCAACAUCCUCGAAAAUCUUUACGGCCAAGAAACCCAGAACGUUACACUCCUUCAUUUGAUUCUUGAACACGAACUUAACCAAAAUUCUUGGCUUGCUUCUGAUCAUAAGCCGAGUAGCCCUUCAUUUAGCACCAAAAAUGAUGUGUUACUCGCCAGUGUUUACGCCUUGCCUGGUGCAAAGUGGGUGGUAGUGCUCCGCCUGCAUGCCGCCGCAUGUGACAGGACUACUGCAGUGUCAUUGCUGCGAGAGUUGCUAACAUUAAUAGGUAGGGAAGAAGAGGAAACGACGCCGCAGAGGGAAGAAAAGGAAACCAUGAUGAACAAAGGAGAGGUUAGUUUGGCGAUCGAAGAUCUUAUUCCUAAGGGGAAAACCAAGAAAAAUGUUUUGGCACGAGGAAUCGACAUGCUUGGCUACUCUGUUAAUUCUUUCAGGCUCACAAAUUUAAAGUUCAAAGAUGCAAAGUCUUCCAGAUCUACCAAAGUAGUGAAGUUGCUGAUCAACCCUGAUGACACCGAGAGGAUCUUGACUGGUUGCAAGGCAAGAGGGAUUAAGUUGUGUGGUGCAUUAGGAGCAGCUGGGCUGAUUGCUGCACACAAUUCUAAAUGCUGUUCAGAUCAUCAAAAAAAGAAGUAUGGAGUUGUAACACUCACAGAUUGCCGCUCCAUCCUUCAACCUCCUCUCUCCAAUCUCAAUUUCGGAUUUUACCACUCAGCUGUUCUAAACACGCAUGCCAUCAAAGGAGGAGAGAAGCUGUGGGACUUGGCAAAGAAAACAUACACAUCGUUUGCGAACUAUAAGAAGUGCAACAAACACUUGUCAGACAUGGCAGAUUUGAAUUUCUUGAUGUGCAGGGCCAUGGCAAACCCUGGCUUGACUUCCUCUGCAUCCUUAAGAAUUUCUUUGAUAUCAGUGUUCGAAGACACCGUGAUCGAUGAGUCCAAUGACCAGCAAAAACUAGUUGGUGUAGAGGACUACAUGGGGUGCGCUUCCGGUCACGGCAUCGCCCCUUCCAUUGCCAUUUUCGACACCAUCCGCGACGGAUGGCUGGAUUGCAUUUGCGUUUAUCCUUCGCCAUUGCAUUCGAGGGAGCAAAUGAAGGAGCUGGUUGAUGCUAUGAAGUGCAUUCUCGUGGAUGCAGGGAACAAUAAUGGUACUGCUGAAAUAAUUAAACCAUAGACUAUAUGAGGCUUAUAAAUGUCUGUUGUUUAAAGCCUGAGAGCCAACUAUGGCCCUCUACAAAUCGCGUUUAUCCUUCCACAUUUACAAUUACAAUGUUCCCCUUUCAUAUCAAUUACAGUUCAUUGUGGUUGAAGAA
This is a messenger RNA of Gossypium arboreum, 1857 nucleotides long. RefSeq lists its product as uncharacterized. NCBI's taxonomy places the organism in Eukaryota, Viridiplantae, Streptophyta, Magnoliopsida, Malvales, Malvaceae. The record is from RefSeq and is a predicted model, not a curated record. The coding region runs from base 246 to 1718 and encodes 490 amino acids. The transcript has 3 exons.